This is a messenger RNA of Aspergillus welwitschiae, 1383 nucleotides long. RefSeq lists its product as uncharacterized. The transcript has a single exon. The record is from RefSeq and is a predicted model, not a curated record. NCBI's taxonomy places the organism in Eukaryota, Fungi, Ascomycota, Eurotiomycetes, Eurotiales, Aspergillaceae. The coding region runs from base 86 to 1285 and encodes 399 amino acids. Gene Ontology annotation, molecular function: protein binding.
GCAUCUAGCCAACUACUCGGAUUCAUUAUAGUUCGAUUGAUGUCCAAUUUACACGCAUUAAUACCUUUCACCACGUCCAGUUUAGAUGCGUUCAUUCUUCAAGAAGCCUUCAUGGGCAAGCAGGGGGGAUGAGGGAACAGACCCGAAUUUCUACCGUCAUGCUGGCCAAGUCUAUAAUGACAUUAUCACUGCCAACCGAGAAGCACGUGCUAACCGACUGUCUAUAAUGCACGCACCAGAACACGAACCAGAGCACAAAAAUUCCAAACGUCGACGUCUCUCCUGCGGACAGCCCCCCGCAGAAAGUUCAUCAGGGGGCCUCCCUCACGAUGAAGUACCGCGCAAUGUGGAAACACCGUUAAACUCUAAUGCUUCUUAUAAGCACUUACAAGAGACCAAUAACAACGAAAACAACAACGACAAUAGUUGUGGUCCAUCCGCAGGACUUUCAUCCUGUGGCAUCACAGCUGGAAUUGCAACGGAGACUGGCGUCCAGUGUUGUGAGUCACCACCUGAUGUGGAGCUCAUUCAGGGUGGGACAACCAGUGCGCAAUCAGAAGUUACGAAGGCAGUCGAUGAGAAUAAAAUAGCUUCCGUGAAAGAGUCACAUUACCAGAAUGCCCGAGAAGUUGAUGAGACUGUCACACCCCAUAAUCACAGUCUUGCCCAUAAUCAAGCAAUAGUUCAGAUCCUCAUUACCUCAAAAAUCCCAAAUACCAAACCAUUGAUUGUCCGCCGAAAAAUGAACCAACCUUUAAAGGAUGUUCGUCUAGCAUGGUGUAAUCGCCAGAAAUUCACCAAAGAAAUGCAAGAUUCGGUCUUCCUGACCUGGAAGGGUAAGAGGCUGUUUGAUGUUACUACAUGCCGAAGCCUGGGAAUCCAUACAAAAAGCGGUUACUUGAAUGAAUAUGACACAUUUCAGUUAGAUGUGGAGGAUAUACAAGUCCAUAUGGAAGCUUCUACCGAAGACAUUCUCAGCGCCGAUCUAUAUGAAUCACAGACUGUGACUGACACUAAGUCCAGUCCGGAAUAUACGUGCUGGGGCGGAGCAACUUCGUCCCCAGACAUGAUAAUAUUAAAGUGUCCUGGAUUUAGCGAUCUGAAGGUAAAGCUGAAUAUGGAGAUGCAGGUAUCAGAGCUAGUUGCUACCUUUCGUGCUGCUAGGCAGAUACCCGCAACCCGCGAUAUACAACUUGUAUUUGACGGUGACCGCUUAGAAUAUAAGGCUUAUCUUGCAGACUACGAGCUCAUGAAUAGCGAUCUUGUGGAGGUUAUGAUCAAGUGAACGAGUUACCAAGAUGUAGGUAAAAAAAUAUGUUCAAAACUCUGUUUACAAUGCUGAAUAACAGUUUGUACUAGCCCUAGAUUUCAUUAUUUAUAUUG